Culex quinquefasciatus (southern house mosquito) is the source of this 2703-nucleotide messenger RNA. RefSeq lists its product as uncharacterized. NCBI's taxonomy places the organism in Eukaryota, Metazoa, Arthropoda, Insecta, Diptera, Culicidae. Gene Ontology annotation, molecular function: nucleic acid binding. The record is from RefSeq and is a predicted model, not a curated record. Bases 1 to 2703 code for a protein of 900 amino acids. The transcript is spliced from 4 exons. Gene Ontology annotation, biological process: DNA integration.
AUGGAAUUGAAGGUGAAAUUUCCGGCGGUGUUCCAGGAAGGACUCGGACGGUGCACGAAAACGAAGAUCCAGCUGUUCCUGAUCGACGGGGCGAAGCCGGUCUUCAAGCCUAAGCGGCCAGUGCCGUUCCACUCGCAGCGGCUGGUCGAGAAGGAGCUCAACCGAUUGCAGGACAUGGGAGUGCUGGAGCCGGUCGACUACUCGGACUGGGCGGCACCCAUCGUGGCAGUUCGGAAGGCGCAGCGCGACGCAGACGGAGAUCCGGUGGUCCGCAUUUGCGCGGAUUACUCGACCGGGUUGAACGCUGUGCUGGAGGCGAACAAGUACCCUCUCCCUACCCCCGACGACAUCUUCGCAAAGCUGGCUGGCAGCAAGUUCUUCAGCGUGAUUGACCUGUCGGACGCUUAUCUGCAGAUGGAGGUAGAGGAGGAGUCGCAGAAGCUGUUGACUAUGAACACACACAAGGGGCUGUUCAAGGUCAAGCGUCUGCCGCCGGGAGUGAAACCCGCUCCUGGAGCCUUCCAGAAGGUCGUUGACAACAUGCUCGCCGGCCAGGAAGGAGCGGCGUCGUUCCUCGACGACGUGCUGGUGUUUGGCCGAACGCGCGCGGAGCACGACCGGAACUUGGAGCAAACGCUGCAGCGGAUCCAAGAUUUCGGUUUCCGGCUCAAGAUCGAGAAGUGCAAGUUCUACAUGACGGAGAUGCCACCGCCGAAGAACCUCACCGAGCUGCGUUCGUUCUUGGGCGCGGUCAACUACUACGCGAAGUUCAUCAAGGAGAUGCACCAGCUGCGUAGGCCACUCGAUCUGCUGCUGAAGAAGGACGCAAAGUGGGCCUGGUCGGACGACUGCCAACGAUCGUUCGAGCGCUUCAAGGAGCUGCUCAAGUCUGACCUGAUGCUGACCCACUACAACCCGACGCUGGACAUUAUCGUGGCCGCUGACGCUUCGCAAACCGGAAUCGGCGCCACAAUCCGACAUCGUUUCCCUGACGGUUCGGAGAAGAUAAUCCAGCACGCCUCAAGAUCGUUGACACCGGCGGAGCAAGCGUACGGGCAGAUCGACAAGGAAGCUCUGGCGCUCGUCUACGCUGUCACGAAGUUUCACCGGAUGCUGCUGGGACGACGGGAAUCCCGACACACGUCCAACCGACUGCAACGACUGGGACUCGUUCUGCUGUGCUACAACUUUGGCAUCGACUACGUCUCCACGGCGAACUUCGGGUACGCGGAUGUACUCUCCAGACUCAUCGAUUCGGCGGCCAAGCCGGAGGAGGAGUACGUUAUCGCCGCUCUGUAUCUGGAGGACGACAUGUCGGCGGUCUUGGAAGACUCCGUUGGCAACACACCUGUCACUUCCAAGAUGAUCGCCGCUGCUACCGCCCGGGACAAGGUGCUCAAGAAAGUGGUCCAGUACUUGGAAGGUGAGUGGCCGGCCAGCGCAAGCGAAAUCGACAACCUGGACGUGAAGGCGUUCUACCACCGGAAGGAGAGCCUGGCGCUGACUCAGGGCUGCAUUCUUUUCGGCCAACGAGUGGUGGUGCCGGAGACCUACCGAAAGCGGAUCCUGCAACGCCUGCACCACGGUCACCCGGGCAUGGUCCGGAUGAAGAGUCUGGCUCGGAGUUUCGUCUACUGGCCGCACAUCGACAAGCAGGUGGAGGACACGGUGAAGCAGUGCGCGGACUGUGCUGCAGCUGCCAAAUCUCCCCCACACUCUCCACCAGAAGCCUGGCCAACACCAGCGGGACCAUGGCAACGCAUUCACAUUGAUUACGCGGGCCCGAUCGAUGGUCUCUACUUUCUCAUCAUCGUGGACGCUUUCUCGCGAUGGCCUGAGAUCUACCCGACAACGACCACGACCGCUAGGGCCACGAUCCAGUUUCUUCGAAGCACGUUCGCACGCCUUGGCCUGCCGAUGGUGCUCGUGUCGGACAACGCUGCUCAGUUCACUUGCGACGAGUUUGAGUCCUACUGCAAGGCGAACGGAAUCACCCACAUCCUCACCGCGCCCUACCAUCCGCAAUCGAACGGGCAAGCGGAACGCUUUGUGGACACCGUCAAGCGAGGAAUGAAGAAAAUCAACAAGGGAGAGCCACUGCAGGAGACACUCGACGUGUUUCUGGCAACGUACAGGUCGACGCCGAGCGGAACAACCGAGCAGAAGUCACCAAGUGAACUGCUGUUUGGACGUCAAAUGCGCACCACACUCGACCUACUGCGACCACCACCAACACCGGUUGCUGAGAUGAAGACGACUGCUGAGAACGACCAGAGACGAGAAUUUGCACCUGGCGACUUGGUGUAUGCGAAGGUGCACAAGCGGAACGACUGGUACUGGGAGGCAGGAAAGGUCAUCGAAAGGCUCGGCUCGGUGAACUACAACGUGGUUGGACGGCCAACGUUCGGGGCUGAUCCGGUCGCAUAUCAACCAGCUUCGUCCACGGCACGAUUUGGGUUCGCUCAACCAACAACUGAGGACGACACGCAAGCAGCUGUGGUGGAAGGCGCGAACCAACCAGGAAUCACCGAGCAACCUGGCAACAACGAUGGACCGGAACCAGCUGUGAUCCAACGGCCGAUCCGGCGGGCUUCGACGGGAAGUAUUCCGCCGAGUUGCGUUCCCGUGCCGACGACGACGAUCACCAGGAGUGGACGCGAGGUUCGGCUGCCGCCGAGGUUUGAUCACUACGUGAUGUCUUAA